Molecule: messenger RNA, 3553 nt
Organism: Rhopalosiphum maidis (corn leaf aphid)
Lineage: Eukaryota; Metazoa; Arthropoda; Insecta; Hemiptera; Aphididae
Product: probable palmitoyltransferase ZDHHC11
Exons: 1
Coding region: 1047-2813 (588 amino acids)
Biological process (GO): protein targeting to membrane; peptidyl-L-cysteine S-palmitoylation
Cellular component (GO): endoplasmic reticulum; Golgi apparatus
Molecular function (GO): protein-cysteine S-palmitoyltransferase activity
Source: RefSeq, a predicted model, not a curated record
UAUUAUAAAGUAUAAACUAAUACCUAUAUUCGUAAUCAAGUACAGUGUACGACACUCCGACGUCCAAAACUUUUUUAUGAACUCAAUACCUUAUUAAAACUGACCUAACCCAUCGGAUUCUAUUGUAUGUAUGAGAUUUAUAUGGGUUAAUGGUUAUAUCGACGACUUGAUUUGCAACAGCAAAAAAAAAUACUGUAGGUAUUUUUUUUCCGUCUGUCGAGUGCUGUCAGGAAGUCGACACUCGUUCCUGCACACUUAAUACAAGUUAUGUUCGACGUCGUACGUAAUUUAUUAAAUCGUCCUCUGAAAGUAGUACACCGGCUGUGUGCCGCUGUAUUGUAUUAUAGGUACUCUAAUUACACAAAUCGAACGCAUUUGAAAUUUUUUUCUCUUCUCUUUAUUCCUUGUCAGACGAAUAUAUGUACACCGUCUACCGAUCGUUGUUGAUUGAUUAUUCGCAUGCAAAAAUGGGUUUUCGGAGUAGGUUGUUGUGAUAUGUAAAGUAAGUCUGCGAGCGCGUCAUAACUAGUCGACGUUCAAAACGAUAACUUCGGUCCUCGUCGCACGCGGUCGGCGGCCGCUAUAGUGGUGGUGGUUAACGUGCUGUGGAUACGCGCGAGGGUGGCCGUAAACUAAUCGAUACGGCGUGACGCGGCACGCUCGAAGGGGAACUUUUAGACACGGGUGUGUGGGCGGGUGGCCCCCAGCGUGUUGUCGUCGCGCACAUUCCACCGCCGUUUCGCGACCCUCGGACCGACGUCGCGCAUCCCUCGCCAGUACCAAUCGUCCCGCCGUCCAAGCGCCAUCGACGUCUGCCAUGCUUCAUCCGUCCCGAGUCCUUUGUCGCCGCCGCCGUCGUCGUUUCCGCAACCGCGUCGUCGUGCACCGACUCGAUUGGCGACGUUAGACCGUAAACGCACUCUCCGCCAUAUCGUAAUAUAUCGUUUAGCCACCGCCGCCGUUGAUUGUGACGUAGUGGUUACACACGGUGCUGUUGCUGGUAUCGUCGCUGUAGUGGAUCGGGACCGUGCGAUGCGCAGUGGAUCAUGACACCGUGCCACAGUGAGACCAGAAGGAAACAGCGGCGCGUACACGGGCUGCAGAUGCCGUGGCACCCGCAGCAAGUGGCCGGUUGGCUAGUACUGGCCACGUUCGGCGCCUGUUCGUUCGGAGUCCUCUUGCCCGGCCUCGGGCCCGAUGUUUACCCCGUCGCGCUGUUCGUGCUGGGCAGCCUGUUCUUCUUGCACGUCGUGUCGCAUGUAGCCGCGCUGCUCAUCGACCCCGCGGACCCGCAGCUCCGCGCCCUCCGCGACGAUGGAGUAUCGUCGCGAAAGCCCGUACCCGAGUUAGACAAGACCAAACACGCGCACGUCAUCGAGAACGGCAAGUGUCACCUGUGCAAUAUAUACACGUCCGGUCACCGGACCAAGCACUGCGGAUCGUGCAAUAAAUGCGUGGAGAAGUUCGACCACCACUGCAAGUGGCUGAAUCACUGUAUCGGCGCGAGGAACUACGUGGCGUUCAUCGUGAGCGUCGUGUCGGCAGUGCUCGCGUGCCUGGUGAUCGUGCUAGUAUCGUCCGCCGAACUGGUCAUCUACAACGCGGACCCGUUAAACGUCGAACACUACCUGCGACCGGUGUUCGGCAGCAAUCAGACCAUCCAGGUGAACCAGUUAUUCAGCGUCAGUCGACUGCCGGUGGAUCGGAACGUGUUCGUGGCCGUUGCGUCCGCCCAGUGCGUCUUGGCCCUGGUCGCCAUGGUAUUGCUGCUGCACCUGUGCGUCUUUCACGUGUACAUAUCCGCGCUGGGCAUCACCACCUACGAGUACAUCCGGAACUAUAGGCGAUAUCCAGAGUUCGAUUCCAGGAACGGCGCGGCCGCGUUGUCGUCGUCGUCGUCCAUGUCCGACAACAACGUCGCCAUGUCUUCGGGAUCCUGCAAGAACGCUGCGGGCCGGAAGUCCGCUAUGGCCAGAGUGUACAGCUCGGCGUGCUGUUACGGCGCAGUGACCGCGGGCCGACGAAAGCGGCCGUCGUGUGGCAUCCACUCGAACCUGAACGGCGCGAGCCGUAACGACUCGGACGGCGCGGCCCACGACGACAUGACCGUCGAGACGGUGGAGUCGUACGGUCGCAAUAGCGGCGCCAGUAGACUGCUGCACCCGAAGGACAUGGACCGGACUGCGAGACCGGAGGAACGCGAGCAACAGAACGCACAGCCGAAGUGCCGGUACUGUCUGGAGAAGAACAGGAUCCGGGGCGAUGGCGCGCGAUUUUUUGUAUUGGGCAAACGUCGCAAAGGGUUCUGUUGUUGCUUCCAGAAACCCGAGCCGGUGUUCGGUCGAACCGCCGUUGCCGCCGCAGCCGCUGCCCAUCAUGUCAAGGUCCCGCCAUCGCCAUUCGCGGUCCGUCGGAAUCGCGUCAUACCCACCGACGGUGGUCAACUGUCGUUAGUCGUCGACGAGUGGAAAUCGUUCAACUCGGGCACGCUUCCGGCCCUGCCGCACGCGGCCGGCCACCGUCAGAUGCAAAAGAUUACACUCAAGGAGCUGGGCCAAGUGUUGGCGUUCGUCGAACAACAGCCGUCGAAAGCCAAGCGGCGCAAGAUUAGUGGCGGAAACGGACAGAUAAAACACUCAAAGUCGUCGUCCAACCUUUCGCCGAUUCAUGAAUCGGGACUGUCCAACCCGUCAACGCCGCAACUGAAAAACCGUUACCCGCAGACUAGGCCGUGCAGUUGGUUGUCGUCAACAUCGUCGCCGCCGCCGCCGACAUCGUCUUCCUCCCUGCACAACACUUCUAAAAGCGCGUGAUUUAUGUUUGUGUGUGUUUAUGUGUGGGGUUUUCCAUAUCCACCCUUUCCUCCCCUGAAACCCACGUGAUGUGUGUGUGCACACAAUUUGCAUUUCAUUUUUAUCGUCUGCUCCUCGUUGACCGAUAAAAUAUUUUAUGAACGACGGCGUUUGGUAAUCAAAAUUAUAAACAAUAAUAUUAUUUAGUUUUACUACCUUAUAACCAUGUCUGAGUCGAAACGACUCACGAACGAAUCAACGACUAUCGCCAUUUCCAUUCACUAAUUUUCUUGGUCUAAUGUCAGUCGGAAAGUUCUUCCGUAUAGCUGUUUGGAUGUAUAUGUAUAUAUAUAUAUUUAUAGGUACCUAUUUGAUUUAACACGAAUGAGUAACGAUAACCUAUACUGACUAUUACUGCUGUGAUAAGAUAAAAUGCCGUUAAUCACUUAAGAACAUUUAAAAAAUAUAUAUAUACUUCUUUAUUUUGCAUUUUCUUAAGAUCACACAAUACUUCCUACAUAGGUAAUAAUAUUUUUUAUAAUAUAACAUAUCAACUUGUGCUUUCAUGUAUACAUUUACACGAGAAACGGGAUGAAAAAAAAAUAAGUAUGAUAAAAUGCAUUUUUAUAACAUCUUAAUUUUUAAAUUGAUAUAGACUUGUUUCAUAAGAAAGAAUGUUGUAACUCGUAAGUACGAAUUGUACUUAAUUAAACUUUAUCGGUACUUAUUAUAAUUUAUUUUAUAAUAAUAAUUAUAAUAUU